This is a messenger RNA of Zingiber officinale, 1036 nucleotides long. Its product is annotated as protein LIFEGUARD 4-like. The record is from RefSeq and is a predicted model, not a curated record. Bases 155 to 874 code for a protein of 239 amino acids. Gene Ontology annotation, cellular component: membrane. Lineage: Eukaryota; Viridiplantae; Streptophyta; Magnoliopsida; Zingiberales; Zingiberaceae. The transcript has 4 exons.
UAUUUAGUAAAACGAUCCCCAAAUCCACCAUCACCUCCCCUCUUUCGUUUAAAUAUCCAUCCUUUUCUUUCAUCCUCUUCUUCUCUUAUUUUCGAUAUCGAAAUAAACUCGAGGGGAAAAAUAUAUAUAUAUAUCUGAAUAAUUUGUAAUCGAGAUGAAGAACGAGAAACCAUGGGAUGUGGAGAUCGGGGCGUCGGCCGGUCUGUAUCCAAACAUGAUGGAGAGCUCGGAGCUCCGGUGGGGAUUCAUCCGCAAGGUUUACCUCAUCGUCGCCAUGCAAAUCCUCAUCACCAUCAUCAUCGCCGCGGUCAUGAACAUAGUUCCUUCGAUCCAUGUCUUCUUCGUCAGCCGCACCUCGAACUCGAUCAUCCUCGCGUUCGUCAUCAUGAUUUUACCUCUGUUAGUGAUGAUACCGAUGGUGUUCUUGAGCAAUCGCCACCCGGUAAACAUGAUUUUGCUGGUGCUGUUUACGAUAUGUAUGGGGAUGUCUAUCGGAUUGGCGUGCUCCGGCCGUCAAGGCAACGUGGUGUUAGAAGCUGCAGCAUUAACGGCCAUAGUUUUCAUGGGCCUCACUCUCUACACCUUUUGGGCAGCCAAAAGAGGCCAUGAUUUCAGCUUCCUCGGCCCAUUUCUCUUUGCAGCUCUUCUCUGCCUCACCAUUUUUUCUCUUAUUCAGAUAUUUUUUCCCUUGGGAAAGACGACGACGAUGGUAUUUGGGUGCAUAUCGGCAAUCAUUUUCUCCGGCUUCAUUGUCUACGACACCGACAACCUCAUCAAGCGCCAUAGCUACGAUGAGUACGUCCCGGCCGCUAUCUCUUUAUAUCUCGAUAUCAUCAAUUUGUUCUUAGCCUUGCUCAGCAUAAUGGAAGAGUGAUCGGACAUCAAAGGUGAUCAAAAUACAUUUGUGCUUUGAGAAACAACUAUCAAUGGGAUAUCUAAUCCUUCUUUUUCUAUAAAGUCUGUGAAAAGUGUGAUUCCAAUUUAUGUAUAUAAUUUAGUAAACACCUUGGUAUAAUUGUUGAAAUCAUAUAUUUAA